Molecule: messenger RNA, 720 nt
Organism: Aspergillus puulaauensis
Lineage: Eukaryota; Fungi; Ascomycota; Eurotiomycetes; Eurotiales; Aspergillaceae
Exons: 1
Coding region: 1-720 (239 amino acids)
Source: RefSeq, a predicted model, not a curated record
AUGACCGAAACACACCCAAAAACCAUCGCGCACCCACCAAGCUCCCUCCCUCCCCUCCCCACCGGAACCAAACCAAGCCACAACCACAAACGCAACAAAAGCAGCACCAGCAGCACCCACAGCAACGGCAGUAGUAAUAGUGGUGGUAGUGGCAGUAGUGGCAGAUGCUGGGACUGGAUCCUCGUCCCGGGAAACAUGCACUACGCCAAAAACCGGUCUUCGUUCCGAACAUACCGGCGGGCGCCGGGGAAAAUCAACAAGAACCGCGUGUUGGGCGUCGGCACUGUGGAGUUGAAAGUGCAGCGGGCGCCCGAUGACCAGCGGCCGAAUACGCUGGUGCUGGAGGAUGUGCUGCAUCUGCCGAAUGCGGUGUGUAAUGGGCUUUGUGUGGGCAAGUACCGUGAGGGGAAUCCGGGGGAUGGUAUGGAGGUUGCGGGUGGGGAGGGGUGUCGGUGUCAGGUUUGGAGGGAGGGGGAUGGUGAUAGUCAUGGAGAGGGAGAGGGAGAGAAUGAGCAAGAACAUGGGCAUGGACAUGGUGAGGCGCUGUGGUACGGGGAGGAGUAUCAUGGGUGUUCGAGGGUGGUGCUUUGGGGGGAUCCGCAGGGAAGUUCGGGACUUGGGGAUGCAGAUGCGGAUGCGGUGGAGUUGCCUGGGGUUGAUGCUUCGACGGAGGAGUUGGAUACGUUGUAUACGCGAGUGAAGGAUCGGAGUCUGGUUUAG